CCGUCCCGCCCUGCCCUUGGGGAACGGGAGAGGGGGCGGGAGAGGCGUUUCUGGGGCUCCAUCAAAGAACGUGUAUUUUUCUGAGAACGAUGCUCCCAGCCCCUGGGGCGUGCCCCUCUCUGGCAAGAGUCGGAGCCCCUGGAAGGGCCCGGGCGUCGCGGUGCAGGCCUGCGGCGUCCGCCCGCCCCGCGGCAGUGGGCCUGCUGGUCGCCUUGCUUAGCGCGCUCGGCUGCCGCGUGCGGGCCCCGGGUGUGCGGCCCCUCCGCGCCGGUCCCAGCCCGCAGUUGGGAGCUUGCGGGCAGACGUCAGCUGCUCGGCGAAGUUGUGCUGCCCAGGGCCUCUUCCGAGGUGUGGGCAUGAACAUGGCAGAAGGGGACACCCUGAUAUCAGUGGAUUAUGAAAUUUUUGGGAAGGUCCAAGGGGUGUUUUUCCGCAAGUACACUCAGGCUGAGGGUAAAAAGCUGGGAUUGUUUGGCUGGGUCCAGAACACUGACCAGGGCACAGUGCAAGGACAAUUGCAAGGUCCUGUCUCCAAAGUACGUCUUAUGCAGGAAUGGCUUGAGACAAAAGGAAGUCCCAAAUCACACAUCGACAGAGCAAACUUCAGGAAUGAGAAAGUCAUCUUAAAGUUGGAUUACUCAGAUUUCCAAAUUGUGAAAUAAUGGCCUGAAUUUAAAUUUUCUAAAAUAAACUCGCUGGCUUUGUUUUUAUUGUUAUUAUAGAAUUAGUCUGUGUUCAGUAUUAGAAUGGAUCAGUAAAUUAAGUUAUGUUAGUAUAGGUAUUUGAAUAUUACUGUAUAAUAUAUGUAUGAUAUAGAAAGAUGACAACUCUACACAGUUCUAAAUAAAUAAAGCUACGCUAGAACCUUC
Molecule: messenger RNA, 869 nt
Organism: Nyctereutes procyonoides (raccoon dog)
Lineage: Eukaryota; Metazoa; Chordata; Mammalia; Carnivora; Canidae
Gene: ACYP1
Product: acylphosphatase 1
Exons: 3
Coding region: 90-662 (190 amino acids)
Molecular function (GO): acylphosphatase activity
Source: RefSeq, a predicted model, not a curated record